GAAGAAAUAAUAAUAAUAUAUAAAUACGACGGCUUUGGACGCUCUUUUGAGUUGGUUGGAUUUGAGUCAGCAGCCAUUGUUGACAAUCAUUCGUGUUUUUCUAUGUAUAAAUAUGUAGAGAUUGACUGGCGACUGGAUAGAGGAAAUUCGAUUGAACGGGGAGGGUUAAGAUUGAGCGGUGGAGGAUCGUAAGUAAUGGCGGGGGAUGGAGUUGAAGUGGCGAAAUUGGAGGAGAAGGAAUUGAAGCUUUGUGAAGAUCAAGUUUCACAUCUUGCUCUGGAUAUCGGAGGUUCUCUAAUAAAGAUGGUGUACUUCUCCAGUAGCAGUAGUUGCUCUACUGAUGAUCAGGAAAAUGGCUUUAUAAGGGAGGGAACUAAUACAUCCAGUGGCAACUUAGAGUAUAGGGUCCUAAGCGGGAGGCUUCACUUUCUGAAGUUUGAAACUAGCAAGAUAAGUGAAUGCAUAGAGUUCAUAUCUUCAAAGCGCCUUCAGCAUUAUGGUGAUCAGGGUGAUGAGGCCCCUGCCGGUGACAAACACAUUGUUAAGGCCACAGGUGGUGGAGCAUUUAAAUUUUCCGAUUUAUUCAAAGAAAAGCUUGGUAUUAUCUUGGACAAGGUAGAUGAAAUGAGUUCCCUUGUCGCUGGAGCUAAUUUUCUACUCAAGGCAGUGCACCAUGAAGCCUUUACCUAUAUGGAUGGUGUGAAGGAUUAUGUCCAGAUUGAUCAUAAAGAUUUGUAUCCUUAUCUCCUAGUUAAUGUGGGUUCUGGAGUCAGUAUGAUCAAGGUAGAUGGUGACAACGAGUUUGAGAGAGUCAGCGGAACAAGUGUUGGUGGUGGUACAUUCUGGGGCCUGGGGAAACUUUUGACCAAGUGCAAAAGUUUUGAUGAGUUGUUAGAAUUGAGUCACCAGGGGAACAACAGAGUGAUAGACAUGCUUGUGGGAGACAUAUAUGGUGGAACGGGUUAUUCAAAGAUUGGUCUUACAUCAACGACCAUUGCUUCUAGCUUUGGCAAGGCAGUAUCUCAAAACAAAGAACUUGAAGAUUACAGAACUGAGGAUGUAGCCAGGUCCCUGUUAAGAAUGAUCUCAAAUAAUAUUGGACAGAUUGCUUACUUGAAUGCGUUACGCUUUGGACUGAAGAGGAUAUUCUUUGGGGGUUUUUUCAUUCGGGGUCAUGAGUAUACAAUGGACACAAUCUCUGUCGCAGUUCAUUUCUGGUCAAAUGGUGAAGCUAAAGCUUUAUUUCUGCAUCAUGAAGGGUUUCUGGGUGCUUUAGGAGCAUUUAUGAGCUACGAAAAGCAGGGGUGUACAGAUAUUGCUCAUCAAUUCAUGGAAGAACACUCUUCGGUAGCAAAGAGUCCAUUCUGCACAAGUGACAGGUUGGAAAGCUCAACCCAUACUGAUGUAAAAGACAACGGCUGUAUAGAAUGUCGAGUGCAAGUUAGAAACUGAGAGUUUUUUGAAGACUGCACACAAAGAAGGAACUGCCUGUCUGGAAAUUCUUUGCUGCCUACUAAAGUUAGCAACCUACACACUCUAAAGAUUUCCAAGGCUAAGAUUGAGGUCGUGGUUCUCUCAUUUCUUGUAAUUUUAGUUCAUCAGUGUAGUUUUGCGGUAUAUUACAUUUACACGUAUGAAGUGGGAAAAAUGAGCUCCCCUUUGUUGUUAUGGGUAACAAUACAAAUCCGCAAUUUCUAUGUAUAUUGUACAGAAGGGUUGUUAACGGGUUCUGUAGAUGUUACACCCAGUGUAUAAUAUAUUUGAUAGAUGGAUGAUUGACAUAUACCUCAUUUUUUAUAAUUAAGAUGUAUAUGUCAUUCAUCCCUGCACCAGUGUAUCAUGUAUUUAACCUUGUUAAUGGUCAGAUUUUCAGUAAAAUGUUUAGUUGGAUU
Molecule: messenger RNA, 1892 nt
Organism: Sesamum indicum (sesame)
Lineage: Eukaryota; Viridiplantae; Streptophyta; Magnoliopsida; Lamiales; Pedaliaceae
Product: pantothenate kinase 1
Biological process (GO): coenzyme A biosynthetic process
Cellular component (GO): nucleus; cytosol
Molecular function (GO): pantothenate kinase activity; ATP binding
Source: RefSeq, a predicted model, not a curated record